CGCGGAAGCGGGUGCCCGGCCGCGGGAGCGGGUGGCGAGCCGGGCAGGUUCCUGGCCGCGCGUCACGCUGACUUCCGCAGAAGCUGUCCCGUCCGAGGAGCCUCCUGCCUGGCGAGAGGGCGCUGGCCUGGGACCCCGCGAGCCCGGCCUGCGCCCGGAGGAGCAGCGGGGCCAGAGCCUCCCCUCCUCUGGCCUGAUGGGUCCGCGCCGGGACGCACGGGGGUCGGGGGUCUCGUAGCGGGAGGGACUGGAGCUAGUUAGCCGCUGCUCCUCUUUAGCUUCUGCGGGGCUGGCGAUCCUGCUGGAGGAGGGGACCGCCCAGAGGUUGCCUGGGACAAAGGCCCUGGGCUCUUUGUCUGAGGCUCCUUCCCCCCACCCUUUCCUGCCCUCAUUGGGGCCCAAAGCCUGCGCGAGCUGUGGACACAUUUCUCCACCAGGCCAGUCCUGCUGUCCUGCCAGGAGACCCCAAGCCAGAGCGGCGGCUAGAGUCCCUCAUAGUCUCAAUGCUGUCUGUGUCGGGGCGGGGGGGGGGGGGGGGUCCUCACUCUCGACACAAGCUCUGCAAGAGCAAAAGUUGAAAGUCCCAAUGAAUGAAUGGUGAAGGAAUGAAGGUGGGGGGCGCAGGGGGGGCAAAGACUGGAGAACAUGGGUCUUAUGGGUCAGGUCUGGGGCUUCACUUUUGUCUGGGGGUGGGGGCAAGGGCGAGGGAACCGUUGUCAUUGUUAUGUACAUGUCUUCAGGCCUCCCUGCAGUGGCUCAAGUGGUGCAGGUGGAUGGGGGGGAGAGUAAGGGGAGGCUUCUCUCUUGGGGGUCAGGUAAAUGGGCAUCAGCCGCUGAGGGUUCAGAGGCUGUAGGAGGCACUCAGGAGGGGCCCCACUGCUCGUUAGAGCUCAGCAAGCCCCCCCACCCCAGGUUCUCAGGGCUCUACCCUGCCUCAUCUCCCCGCUCCCCAGUCAGCUCAGGCCCUAGGGAGGUCCACAUUCUCAGGAAGGCUGUCCUGCUGGCCUGUGGACACACAGGGCAGCAAUGCCUCCAAUACCCACCAAUCGCCGUGGUCAGGCUGGGGAGGGACCAUGGGAACCUCCCGUAGGGUUGGUUGGGGGUAUUGGGCUGAGGGGGUGACCAUGGCAGGCCCUGCUUGUCACUCUGUGUCCCCUGGGCCUGCUAAGGUUAGCUGGGCAAUAGCUCAGCCUCUUACUGCUUCUUCAGGCUGGACAAAGAGGGGGCCCAGGUUCACUUGGGGCCCUGGUCUGGGGUCUCCCUGGAGCCUCCUGGUAACAAACAGCCCCUCCCCUUCUGGGUGCAGGUAUCCAUGGCAACACUGUAGAGCCUUUCUCUCCCCAGGCCUGCUUGGAUUUCAGGCCUCAGGUGAGUUUUGGGGGGAGGGCCCUGAGUCUGAGGAGACAGGGGUGUCACCGGCAAAGGACUAGCACCUUUGGGGACCCUUGCUCUAGGCUGGGGGGCAGGACCUCAGGUCCUGGAGGGCAAGGGUGACAGGAGAUGACAGGGAAUGUGUGAACACCCAAGUGACGUGGUGCCAGGGUUGUGGGUGACGUUCUACCCUGGCCUGGUCGGAAACACACAGGUGUGGACACCCAUGUGACUGGCAGUGUGCUAUCCUGUGGGGUAGACACACACACACACACACACACACACACACACACACACACACACACACACACACACACACACACAUACAUACAUACAUACAGACACACACACACACCCUUCCUGGAGAGUGAUGCUCUGUGAACCAGCGGCGCUAUUUGGGGCCAUCGUACACAUACUUGUGUGUUGGUCAUGUAAGGAGAGCCCUGCAGGGGUGCCCCACACGGGACCCAGGGCAGACCCACCACCUCUCCUCUCAGCUCCGCCAACAACAUCAAGAAUGGCCCCUGAGUCUUGUCAGGAGGCUGAAGACGCCGAGGAAGAGGCUCUCCCAUCCCUGGUGGACCGAAAGCCGGUCAGUGGCCACGUGGGGCCUCCAGCCAGCGCCCCUGCAGACCCGGUGGCUUCUGCAUGCCCUCAGGACACCAAGCCCAGCUCCACCGGGAUGCUCUCCUCUGUCAACCUGCAGUAAGGAGGGGAGGGGGGCAGUCAGCCGCUCGGGCCAGACCCGCCAGAGAGCAGGGCUUGAUCAAGCGGCAGGGGCGCUGGCAUUUCAGGUCGGCCCUGGAGUCCCUGGACUCCUGCACCCUUCGGCUGCUGUGGGGGCAGCGGGAACUGGAGCUCCAGGCCCUGCGGUGGGCCAUCCAGAACCAGCAGGAGGCCCGGCACUGCCAUAUCCUGCAAGAGGUGGCUGGGCUUCCAGCCAAGAGGUCCUCAGGGAGCUCGCGUAGUCAGGAGAAGUUCCUGCAAAACCAGGUCCAAAAGCUGACUUUGGAGUUGGAAGAGCAGAAGGAACAGGCCCAGCUGGAGAAGGCGCACCUGGAGGAGCGGCUGCUGCAGGCCAGAAACAUGCUGCAGCAGCUGGAGGCUGAGCUGCAGGCCUUCCAGAAGUCCUGUCUCCUGCAGCUGGCCUGCUCCUCUUGGGUGGGCCGCAUGCUGCGGUCAUCCACGGGUAAUGUGGAGGUGGUGACAGCAGAGACCCUGAUGGACCCCAGCGACCUCUCUGAGAAUGAUCAGGCCGCCACUGCUGGGGAGGGUUUCCGGCUGGAGGAUGUAGACUGGAACAGCAUUGCCCACCGGUUCCCCAACCUCUUCACCAACCUUGAGUCCAACUCAGAUCCAAAGCAUCCCCAGGCCCCGCCGCCCCCGCAGCUCCCACCAGCCACACCAUCUGACCAGUGGAGCUCGGAGCUGUGCUAUCGAAACAGGGAGCAUCGUCUCAAGAGUGUCGAGUGGAGCGCCCUGCCCCUGGUGGGCACCAGCAGCUCCGGGGGCGCCGACUCCGAGUCCAGCAGCUGCCUGCUGGCUGUGCGUUAUCACGUGCAUCAAGUGACAGGGGACCCUCCACAGGCGCCAGGCCACACUGCUGAGCAGGUGGAGGCACAGGCGCAGAGCCUCUUCAGGGACACUCAGGCAGCAUCGGAAGGCCGCCUCUCCCUGGAUCUCCAAAAAUCCCACCUGGACAGGCAGAGCAAGAAUGGCCGGGAGCCUGAGUACCCCGCGCAUCCCCACUCCCGGCUUUCUGGGUGCUGUCCAAGCCCCUCGGGCGCCUGCCUGAAGAUCGUGGCCGUGAGCCGCCGCCAGCGCUUCGUGCGCAUCCUCAACCAGUCGCUGGAGGACACGGCCGACCUGGGUGACUUCGUGCUGCAGCAGCAAGUGCGUGACUUCCCCGUGUGCAUGUACCGCUUCCCACCUGGCACGCUGCUGGCGCCACGGCACCACAUCACGGUGUGGGGCGAGGCGCCCGGCAGCACCAAGCGGCAGCCACCCUCCUGCUUGGGCCGGGAGCCCGUCCACUUCCACUCCAGCCGAGGCUGCGUGACCCUCCUCCUGAACCCCCAAGGCGAGGUCCUCAGCGAGCACCAGGCCCCGCACUGCGUGACCCCCGUGCCCAGGACCUUCGCCGACAACACCGACUUGUCCACCGACCGUUUCCCGCUCUCAGAGGCCCGGCCCGAAGCCGACCUCUUGGAACAGCAGCCCCAGCCUCGACCCCCGUGCGAGGGUCGAGUGCGGGAGGCCGGGGCCGGGCGCCGGAGGCCGAGGACGCGGGUCCAGCUGCCCCGCCUGAACACCGGCAGGCUCUUCCGCCAGCGGCAGGUGCCCGCGCGGCCGGAGGGCGCCGCCGAGACCCACCCAGCGGUCCUGCCUGCCGUCCUCGCCCCCGAGGCCACGCUGCGCCUCCAGCACCGGCAGGCUAGGAAGGAACGCAAGGUCCGGGUGAGCGCGCGCACGGGCGUAAGGCAGCCCCGCCCCUCGGGCCCCGCCCCCAUGGGCCAGCCCCGCCCCUCGGGCCCCUCCCCGCCCUCUCAGGCCCCGCCCCGCCAGGUGUGCCGGAAGAGCGUGGACCGCGGCUGCCCCAUGGUGGCGCUGUCGGUGCAGAGCACGGCCGAGAGCAGGUUCGGCUUCCGCUUCCUCAGCUGCCCGCCCAUCACCGCGGACUCGCGCUGGCCGGUGUAGGCGAGCAGGACGGCGGCCCCGACGCCGGUGGCCCCGCGUCCCCCAAGCCCCCAC
Hippopotamus amphibius kiboko is the source of this 4122-nucleotide messenger RNA. RefSeq names its product lamin tail domain containing 2 (gene LMNTD2). The record is from RefSeq and is a predicted model, not a curated record. Gene Ontology annotation, cellular component: lamin filament. The transcript has 12 exons. The coding region runs from base 2020 to 4068 and encodes 682 amino acids. Gene Ontology annotation, biological process: chromatin organization. NCBI's taxonomy places the organism in Eukaryota, Metazoa, Chordata, Mammalia, Artiodactyla, Hippopotamidae. Gene Ontology annotation, molecular function: structural constituent of chromatin.